AGAGGACCCCGCAGGCUUUAGCGGCGGGCAGACCUAGGCCUGUCAGUUCUCCAAGUUGCCGGAGAGAAAGUCGGAGUCAAGAGAGGGAAUUGGAAGUGUCUCCAAAUGGAGCUGAGAAGGUGGAGAUAAAAGAGAAUAACAUAAUUAUAGCACCUAAAAGCUCCCUGUUUCCCAUUCGCUGACGCAGCCGUUGCUAUGGGCGACUCGGAUGCAGAGCCCGCCCCCGGCGAAGCCAGCCAGCCGCAGGGCUCCCCUCCCCUAGACGUGAUCUCCGAGGGGGUGGGGGAGCUGGUCAUCGACCCCGAGGUGGCCAAGAGAGCCUGCCAGGAAGUGCUGGAGAAGGUCCGGCAGAUCCACGGCGGCGUCUCGGAAGAGGAGGAGCCGGAGCUGGUCAACGGCGAUACUGACAACGCAGGCCCCCCGCCCGAAAUCAGCGAGGAGGAAGUAGCGCUGGCCGGGCCCCGCAACACGGUGAAGAGCGCGCGCCGCCGGCAGAAGAACAAUUCGGCCAAGCAGUCGUGGCUCCUGCGGCUCUUCGAGUCCAAGCUGUUCGACAUCUCCAUGGCCAUCUCCUACCUGUACAACUCGAAGGAGCCGGGCGUGCAGGCCUACAUCGGCAACCGGCUCUUCAGCUUCCGCCACGACGAGGUGGACUCCUACCUGCCGCAGCUGCUCAACAUGUACAUCCACAUGGACGAAGACGUGGGCGACGCCAUCAAACCCUACGUGGUGUACCGCUGCCGGCAGAGCAUCAACUUCUCCCUGCAGUGUGCCUGGCUGCUGGGCGCCUUCUCCUCCGACAUGCACAUCUCCACACAGCGGCACUCGCGCGGGACCAAGCUGCGCAAGGUCAUCCUGUCCGACGAGCUGAAGCCGGCCCAGCGCAGGAGGGAGCUGCUACCCCCCGUGGGCCCCGGCGCCGAGCACAGCCUCUCCCCCUCCAAGCGCACGCACCAGAGGUCCAAGUCCGACGCCACCGCCAGCACCAGCCUGAGCAGCAACCUGAAGAGGACAGCCAGCAACCCCAAAGUGGAGAAUCAGGACGAGUCUUCUGUUUCCCAGGAGCUGACCUCCAGCACAGACCGUCUUGAUAAUAUUGGCUCCUCACCGGUGCGGCUGGCCCCUCAGAGGGAGUUCAUCCAGUCUCUGAUGGGGAUUGGGAAGCGGCUGGCCACGCUGCCCACCAAGGAGCAGAAGACUCAGCGGCUCGUCUCGGAGCUCUCCCUGCUCAACCACAAGCUGCCCGCCCGCGUCUGGCUGCCCACGGCCGGCUUCGACCACCACGUGGUCAGGGUGCCACACACGCAGGCCGUGGUGCUCAACUCCAAGGACAAGGCCCCUUACCUGAUCUAUGUGGAGGUUCUGGAGUGUGAGAACUUCGAGACGUCGAGUGUUCCGGUGCGGAUUCCGGAGACACGGAUUCGCAGCACGCGCUCCGUGGAGAACCUGCCCGACUGCGGCAUCACCCACGAGCAGAGAGCCAGCAGCUUCACCACCGUGCCCAACUACGACAACGACGACGAGGCCUGGUCUGUGGACGACAUCGGGGAGCUGCAGGUGGAGCUCCCAGAAAUCCACACUAACAGCUGUGACAACAUCUCCCAGUUCUCAGUGGACAGUAUUACCAGCCAGGAGAGCAAGGAGCCCGUCUUCAUUGCAGCUGGGGACAUCAGGCGUCGUCUCUCGGAGCAGCUGGCUCACACCCCCAACACGUUCAAGAGGGACCCUGAGGACCCCUCUGCUGUGGCCCUCAAAGAGCCCUGGCAGGAGAAAGUCGGCCGGAUCAGGGAGGGCUCCCCCUAUGGACACAUCCCGAACUGGCGCCUCCUGUCCGUCAUUGUGAAGUGUGGCGACGACCUGCGACAGGAGCUGCUGGCCUUCCAAGUGCUGAAGCAGCUGCUGUCUAUCUGGGAGCAGGAGCGGGUGCCCCUCUGGAUCAAGCCCUAUAAGAUCCUGGUGAUCUCGUCGGACAGUGGGAUGAUCGAGCCGGUGGUGAACGCUGUGUCGAUCCACCAGGUGAAGAAGCAGUCCCAGCUCUCCCUGCUCGACUACUUCCUGCAGGAGCAUGGCAACUACACCACCGAGGCCUUCCUUACAGCGCAGAGGAACUUCGUGCAGAGCUGCGCCGGCUACUGCCUCGUCUGCUACCUGCUGCAGGUCAAAGACAGGCACAACGGCAAUAUCCUGCUGGACUCGGAGGGGCACAUCAUACACAUAGACUUUGGCUUCAUCCUCUCCAGCUCUCCACGCAACCUGGGUUUCGAAACCUCUGCCUUCAAACUGACCAGCGAGUUUGUGGACGUGAUGGGUGGUCUGGAUGGAGACAUGUUUAACUACUAUAAGAUGCUGAUGCUGCAAGGACUCAUCGCAGCGCGCAAACACAUGGAGAAAGUGGUGCAGAUCGUGGAAAUCAUGCAGCAAGGCUCCCACCUACCCUGCUUCCACGGCUCCAGCACUGUCCGGAACCUGAAGGAGCGUUUCCACAUGAACCUGCCGGAAGAGCAGCUGCAGGUCCUGGUGGAGCAGAUGGUGGAUGGCAGCAUGCGCUCCAUCACCACCAAACUGUACGAUGGCUUCCAGUACCUGACCAACGGGAUCAUGUGAGCCCCCUGCCCCCUGCCCCACCCCGCCCCCCAUCAACAAACUGUACGAUGGCUUCCAGCACCUGACCAACAGGAUCAUGUGAGCCCCCUCAUCAACAAACUGUACAGCAGCUUCCAGUACCUGACCAACGGGAUCAUGUGAGCCCCCUGCCCCACCCCGCCCCUCAUCAACAAACUGUACGAUGGCUUCCAGUACCUGACCAACGGGAUCAUGUGAGCCCCCUCAUCAACAAACUGUACAGCAGCUUCCAGUACCUGACCAACGGGAUCAUGUGAGCCCGCUCCCUGCCCCGCCCCUCCGCCAAGCACCCCCCUGAAUGAGAAGCCUCCUCGUGCUUGUGUCCCAGGACCGAGGCUGGUUUCACAGGUCUGAUUUUAAUGCUAGAGGGGUUUGUGAAACCAGCCCUUCUAGAAGGACAAGGAUCUGAUUGAUGGGGAUUUUGCUACAAAAGAUGUAUUUGCAAAUACAAGGCGGUUCCAUUAAAUGUGAAGGAACGUCCAUAGGAACUGGAUGUACGCACAGUAAUGCAUGCAUUGAUUGAGUAGGGGCGGCUGUUGCCUGUUUUUACCACUCAGACCACUAGCUUGCUGGAUUCACUUUGUAUCUUAAUAUACUUCCUUGAAUAGACAGGCAGCUCCUGUUUGUAGCCUCGCUAUAGAUCCUGUUUUGUCAUUUUUACCGGCCCCUUUGCAAUUGUAUGAUGAUUGCAGUCCGUGAUUCUCAUUGUACUUACAUAUUGUGGGUUUGUUUGCAAGUGUGAUCAGUUGCUUUGAGUUCAGAAGCUGCUCUGCAGUUCUAGCUGCCUUCCAUUGACAUAUAUAAUGUCUUUAUAUUAGUAAGUGCCAUCUAGUGCACAGCUGUGUAUUGCCAGCAGUACACAAUCUUAAUCUGGAGUGUGUGCUCGCUGGAAGGGCUAUGGUACAGGUGUCUACGCCAAGCAACUGGUACUGAAGAGCAGCUCCUGAACUCGGCUUAAAGCAAAAACAACAACAUUUGAGUCACUGCAUUAAGAACCACUCAGAAUAUUAGCAACUAACAAAGUUAAAGGGAACAGUUUACUUUACAGGAAGAUAAAUCACAUCUUAGUCAAAUUCUUUGGCACAUGUUUUGUACUUUUCAGUAUUAAGGCCGUGGCUCUAGAAGGACAGGUUUGUUCCUUGGCUGGCCUAGUUUUCAGUGCUGUUCAGGGAAGCCAUUUAGUGAGCAAGUAAGGGGUCGUGUGGGGGUGACAUGGAAGCAAGGGGUCGUGUGGGGGUGACAUGGAAGCAAGGGGUCGUGUGGGGGUGACAUGGAAGCAAGGGGUCGUGUGGGGGUGACAUGGAAGCAAGGGGUCGUGUGGGGGUGACAUGGAAGCAAGGGGUUGUGUGGGGGUGACAUGGAAGCAAGGGGUUGUGUGGGGGUGACAUGGAAGCAAGGGGUCCGUGUGGGGGUGACAUGGGCACAAUCCCCCUCUUCUUUGUAUAUACUCAUACGUUUGAAUACAGCAAACAUCCCUGCACUCUGCAGAAGCAAUGCUACACAACCCUGGUUCAGCAGCUCCACUUCCCAAUAACAUGAGAACCGAGAUCUCCAACGAGUGAAACCACACAACAGGACGGGGGAUUCCUCCAGGGGUUUGGAGACAAGGAGCUCUUUAUCAGACACUAAGACACUCGGAUUUGCUGAAGACUUAGGCCAUGUUUUUAUUUUUAAAAGGUUCAGCUCCACUAAAAAGGAUUAUCUACUGGUUUUAAGUGACGACAGACUAUAGAUUUGGGGGGGGGGGGAAACAAAAAAAACCCUACUGAUUACUGAGUAGCUGCAAGCUGUCAGUCUGGACAUCUGAACUUGAUUUGGAGGUGUGGUUCUUAUUUUUUUAAAGGAGGGGGGAGAAGUCAACCCAGUGCCCUAAUAAAAGGGCUCCAUCACUGGGAUCAUUCAACCACACACCCCCCCCCCCUCCCUUCCUACAGACCCAGCAUUAGGACUCCUCUUCUGUACCCCUUAGCGUUUGUUUGUUUUUCCCCCUCUUGUAGAAGCUGCGCAGGAGGAAAGACAAUGUGUUUCUUUCUGUUUGUUCCACUUCAUCUUUGGAUUUGUUUUAAGUGUUUGUGCAAGGACCAGCCCCAGGAUCAUGUGACUGAGGACCUCCCUUUAACUUGUGAAUUGUUCUUUGUAUAAUAAAUUAAACUACUUGUCUCA
Molecule: messenger RNA, 4785 nt
Organism: Acipenser ruthenus (sterlet)
Lineage: Eukaryota; Metazoa; Chordata; Actinopteri; Acipenseriformes; Acipenseridae
Product: phosphatidylinositol 4-kinase beta
Exons: 12
Coding region: 196-2604 (802 amino acids)
Biological process (GO): phosphatidylinositol phosphate biosynthetic process; phosphatidylinositol-mediated signaling
Cellular component (GO): membrane; cytoplasm
Molecular function (GO): 1-phosphatidylinositol 4-kinase activity
Source: RefSeq, a predicted model, not a curated record